AUGCAUCGAUUGCCGUUGAGAGUAGGCAGGUUUAAGAAGCCCUGCAUACCGCGUCUUAUUCCUAGGAGUUUUGCAACUGCUCGACUGCCAGAGACUAAGGAUCCCGUCGAACUAGACCAGAUAACGACUCUCAGCAAUGGUCUACGCGUCGCAACUGAGUCUCUUCCCGGGCCCUUUGCCGGCGUUGGUGUCUACAUUGACGCUGGGUCGAGAUACGAAAACAAUGAGCUACGUGGUGUAAGCCAUAUUGUCGACAGACUAGCCUUCAAAUCAACAUCGAAACGGAAUGCAGACCAAAUGCUCGAAUCCCUAGAGAGUUUGGGAGGGAAUAUACAAUGCGCUUCAUCACGAGAGUCCCUCAUGUACCAGUCUGCCAGCUUCAAUUCGACCGUGCCUACAACCCUUGGCCUAUUAGCGGAAACAAUCCGAGACCCAUUAAUCACAGAGGAAGAGGUAGCACAACAGUUGGCUGUAGCUGAGUAUGAAAUCACAGAGCUUUGGGCAAAGCCAGAGAUGAUAUUGCCGGAACUGGUGAAUAUGGCUGCUUAUAAGGAUAAUACUCUGGGGAACCCCUUGCUCUGCCCACGAGAGAGGCUGGAUCAGAUUAACAAGUCGACCGUGGACAAGUAUCGGACUGCAUUCUUUAACCCGGAUAAGAUGGUAGUUGCCUUUGCUGGAGUCCCCCAUGCCGACGCUGUAAGGAUGACAGAGCAAUUCUUUGGGGAUAUGAAGAAUCAGAAAUCUCCCCUUUUAGUUCAAUCCGGGUCAAACACGUCUGUACAUGGUGAAGAGGAGGUGUCGACAUUCCCAGCCUUCUCACCGUCUUCUACAACUCCCGCAGAGACACCUAAUUCCUCAGCCGCGCAUUCGCCUUCAUCAACUCCUCCUUCCUCUCCAUCCUCCCCAGGCCUCUUCUCCAAGGUCCCAUUCUUCAAGAAUCUAUCUACGUCCGCCGCAAACCAAGCAACCGUAUCCCCGCUGAACCCGUCCCUUCUUCAGACAGAUAUGAUCGAUAUGAGCAAACCUUCAUAUUAUACCGGUGGCUUCAUGUCUCUCCCGCGCAUUCCUCCUCCAGCCAACCCCGCCCUGCCUCGUCUCAGCCAUAUUCAUCUUGCCUUCGAGGCUCUUCCCAUCUCUUCUCCAGAUAUAUAUGCCCUAGCAACCCUUCAAACCUUGCUCGGUGGUGGUGGAUCAUUCUCAGCCGGUGGUCCCGGCAAAGGAAUGUACUCACGACUAUACACCAACGUCCUGAACCAACAUGGCUGGGUAGAAAGUUGCAUGGCUUUCAACCUCAGCUAUACUGAUAGUGGCCUGUUUGGAAUCUCCGCCUCCUGCGUGCCCAAUAGCGUAGCCAAUAUGCUUGAGGUGAUGUGCCGCGAGCUCCAGGCUUUGACCCUUGACUCUGGCUAUUCUGGUCUACAGAUACAAGAAGUCAACCGCGCAAAGAACCAGCUUCGCUCAUCAUUGCUGAUGAAUCUGGAAUCGCGCAUGGUUGAGCUUGAAGAUCUAGGUCGACAAGUCCAAGUCCACGGCCGCAAGAUUGGUGUCCAAGAAAUGUGCAAGCAGAUCGAAUCCCUUACAGUUGACGACCUAAGACGUGUUGCUAAGCAAGUCUUCGGUGGCCUAGUACAAAACCCCGGUCAGGGCACCGGCCGACCUACCGUCGUUAUCCAAGAAGGCGAAAUGGAAGGUGUCAAACUCGCGCCAUUACAGUGGGGUGAGAUUCAGCAACGAAUCGCCAAGUGGGGACUAGGCCGAGCAUAG
Messenger RNA from Microsporum canis CBS 113480, 1764 nucleotides. RefSeq names its product mitochondrial-processing peptidase subunit alpha. The record is from RefSeq and is a predicted model, not a curated record. Bases 1 to 1764 code for a protein of 587 amino acids. Lineage: Eukaryota; Fungi; Ascomycota; Eurotiomycetes; Onygenales; Arthrodermataceae. Gene Ontology annotation, cellular component: mitochondrion. Gene Ontology annotation, molecular function: metalloendopeptidase activity; metal ion binding. The transcript is spliced from 2 exons.